Messenger RNA from Ectocarpus sp. CCAP 1310/34, 2810 nucleotides. The record is from the annotation of a GenBank genome assembly. NCBI's taxonomy places the organism in Eukaryota, Phaeophyceae, Ectocarpales, Ectocarpaceae.
UUUUUUUUUUUCUUGUUGUCGAUUUCUUUGCAAAUAACCGGAAAAUCUUGUUCACUUUUUCCUGGGGUGGGCUUUUGUCAGACCACAAUUAUGAGACCGGGUUUCGACAGCUCUCGCGAUUCCCCAGGUGGAUUCUUUUUCCGAUUUCGAUUUCAGCAAAAAUUGAUGAAGUUUUCGCCGAAAAACUGGAUUAGAGAGACCAUUUUGUUCACUUUUUCCCUCCGACAUUCAACCAUAGAGCUUCAAAAAGACCACGGCAAUCGAUUCCUCUCGAAAUUCCCCAGAUGGAAUUUUUUUUCCGAUUUUCCGAAAAAAAUCUGGUUCAAAGGCAAAUUUCAGAGCCAUGAACCAGCUGUCGCUGCUCCCGAGCCAUUGGACGACAGCACAUCUUCUCCGAUGGAAGUCGUUGACGAACCACACGACGACCACGACGAAGCCUGGUGCGACGAAGACGCCGGUGCCGCCUCGGGUGGAAGUCAGGCCACACUGUCUUUCGGGUCCGCUGCUGCUCUCGGUGAGUCUCCAGCAGCUUGCGCCGCACUGUCUUGGGUUCGCGAGGUUGCGCCGCCUCGGCGUGCGGAGGGACCUUGUCGGCAGACUCUCAGCCGUCGCAGACAGGUUGCGCUAGGGGCUGCGAAACGUCAGAUGGCGAGCUAUAUGGCCGGCUGGCUGACGCGUGGAGCGGAGCAGCAGUCACAGCAGUCAUUACCUCAAAGUUCGGAGACGCAACGUGCGGCGGAACCACUGCUUGAAGAGGACGACAGCAGUGCGGUGCCUGCUGCUGCGUGCACCGCUGAGCCAGGCAGCGACGGCGGCCGCGAUAGCAACAGCGAUAGCUGCAGCGAAACCGACAUGCUUGUUGAAGAUGGUGUGGAUCUACCAUUGCAGGAGUGGGUCGGUGAGGGCGAGCAAGCAGAAGCGCAAGGAGCUGUGGAGGAACACUGCGACGAUGGGGGUUCCGUGGAUCAUUAUGACCAAAAAGUCGCAUUUUGUCCAAACACAAAAAACUCAUCGGAUAUCGACGCAGCUCGACGCCGCCGUCACGGCCAAAGCAGUUUCACCUUCCAAAUCGUUUUUGUUCGAAAGUUAUCGCUGACAAACAAAAUGGACAAAUUGUCCUGGACUGACCAUAUGACAAACGUCGCGAAGAAGAGGAGCAGUCAUCCAGGGUGCAUCAAGAUACCAUCAUUUGGAAACGACGGUAGCAAGAAGGCGGAGUUCUGCUCUCAGCAUGCGCAACAGGGUAUGGUUGACGUUUGUAGCAAGAGGUGCUGCCAUCCAGAUUGCACCACACGGCCGAACUACGGUGAGGACGGCAGCAAGAAGGCGGAGUUCUGCUCUCAGCAUGCGCGUCAGGGCAUGCUUAAUAUUCGUAGCAAGAGGUGCUGCCAUCCAAAUUGCACUAAGGGGCCGUCAUUCGGCGAAGACGGCAGCAAGAAUGCGGAGUUUUGCUGUCAAUAUGCGCUACAGGGCAUGGUUGACGUGGUCAACAGGAAGUGCCGCCAUCCAGGUUGCAAAAAGCGGGCAUCAUAUGGGCAAGACGGCAGCAAGAAGACGGAGCUCUGUGCCCAGCACGCGCUACGCUAUGGUCAAUGUAGCAAGCGGUGCGGCCAUCUACAGUGUACGAAGCGGGCGUCAUACGGAUAAGCCGGCACGAAGAAGGCGGAGUUCUGCUCUCUGCACGCCAAGCGAGAAAUGGUCAAUGUGCGGCAUACCGCGUGCUAAAGCGCAGGGGUCGCAUUGUGAGGUCUUGCUGGGUGGGUGGCUCGAUGGCACUCGGAAAAAUGGUCGUGGUUUGAGGUGCACUACGAGCGACUCCGUGAGGUUUGAACUGGAUACAUGGCUUCCUUGGCAUCAUUCAUUCUUCACGAACGUUGCCGUGGUUCGGAAGUCAUGGAGUAUGAAUUGGUUGACCAAUUGUCUUGCAGAUACGUUGACCUCAGCAUGAUAUGUGAAGACGAUAUAUGUUGUCUGAUAUGGUCGGUUUUUUAGAGACAUGCAUGGAUUCGGGUCGGCAAGGCGGUUCAAAAGUCAAAGCAAAACCAUGUACCGAGUUGGAGGAUCGGCUCGAUGUCCCCGAAUAGAACUGUGGCCAGAAUGCGACACAGAUGAUGAACCGCAGUUCGGUGAUGGAUGCCCAAGUGAUAGGGCGUCACGCGAAUGUGUACCCGAAAAUAUUUGCAGAGUUUGCCUUGGCGUGCACCUGGCUUGACCCUUGAGCUAUGGCCGAGCGCAUGCGAUCAAUCUGUAGCCUUGCUUUCUUCUUGGUGCGGUUGUGGGAGCUAGUGUUGCCGCGUUCCAUGUGUAAAUCGUUGAUAGAUGCCUGUAAAUGAUACCAGGCUCAGGACCAAUGCUGAAGGUCCACAACGAGACUUGUCUUCUUCCACAUGGAUGCUCAUAUGUUGCGGUUUUAGGGGCCACGAAUGUCAACAUUCGUAGAUGGUGGUUACACGAUCUUCGGGGAUUGGCGAAGCCUUUUGAAGCCAAGUUGGUCCGGCGCGACUAGCGGUGUAGACCGAAGUAUGUGUAGGCGAGGUCACCGUGGGGCAGGCGAGGUCACCGUGGGGCAGGUGAUUCUCCCAACAUAGGUCUCACGUUGUAGUUGACGCGUUUAACGCCAACAUUGCGUUGCGAGUUGUAUGUGUUUGUCACGACUUCACGCACGUGGAGGGUUUUGCAGAUGAUGGGUACGGCGAAGUUGGAGCAAAAUCGUAGUCCGUUUUCCAAGAGUAUUCUUGUUGGGCAACCCCAUAGAGGAAGAAGUAUAUGUCUUUGUUUUAAGCGUGAUGUCUGAAGUGUGUUCAUUGUGG